CCUGAGUGCUGCACACACAAAAAAAACACCACGGCUCUUCUCGCAGGGACAAGAUUUCAGCCCAAAGUUUUUUCUUUACAGAUCUUUGGUACUUUGAAAAAUUAAGAACAUGGCGAGUAGAAUAAUGGCAGUAAAAGGCCUGAAUACAGCCGCAUCAUUUCGAGGGCGAUUAUAUGUCAAUGUGAUCGUGGUUCCAUCGACAAACGCCGAUCAAUUCGAGAAGUUUUGUAAGUUAAACAAAUCUUGUUGUCCUCUGCUUCAGCGCAGUGCACCUGGAGAUACCACAACGAAGCCUCUAGUACGUGAUUCAGACAUCAGAACAUUGCUACCUUUCUACCAUGUCCUGAAAAACGGCCAUGAAGUCGAACGUGUUACCAAUCUGACGCAAUUUCCUUGGAACGACAUGGUGGCAUUUUACAUCGCCUCGAUAAGCCAUCACAUUGAGGAAGAACUCAUUGCAACUGGAAUUCUUGAUGCAAGCGAAGAAAAUAUGAAAACCGUCCCUCAUUAUAAAACUAACAUCAUGUGUAAAGAGGCUGGAGCAUUCGGCAGUCCACUGGUGGUUUGCAUGUUUCCGAUUCCUAAACGACUUUUGGAAAGGACUGUAGCAGUUACCUCACGUUUGGAGACUCUAAUUGGAACAGUGGUACAUAUAGGUGAUCCUUCCGUGAUUGGGAUAAAGGAUAUUACCAAACCAUACCUCGGCAAUGCAUUUGACGUGGAUAUGGACGCCGUUGUUCCAGUAUUCUGGCCUUCCAGCUUAACGGCUCAUGCGGCUGUCAAACGCGCUGGCUUACCGCUGACCUUUACUGACAAUAUGGAGCAGUUGAUCGCAAGUGAUACAACCGUAGCAGAAUUCAUCAUGAAACAUCCGCCUGUUCAUGUAGAUACCAAGCCACAAGUAGUAACAUUAAAAGACAAACCUUUCACUGCUUCUUUGGUUUCUGAAAGCGCAGUCCUCAGUCUCCGUGGUCUCGAAAAGGAGAUUCAAGACGACAUCGGAGAAAGGGGCAUCGCUAAACUUCACAUUGCUGACGAGCUUCUGCGGGCUGCACUCGUUUUGUCACACUCGUCAUUUGUAGGAAUACAUUUCGGUUUCCCUUGCAAUACCAAUGAUGAGUUUCCAGAUGAAACGGACGGUCCCCUUGGGGCAAUUGCACUUGGUAAAGCUCUCAAAGCCCUUGGAAAGGAGGUGACAUUUAUUGCAAGUUACUAUCACGUCAAAUUAGUGCAGGUACUUGUCGAAACAUUUUUGAGAAACAAAGCUUGUGUUGUGGAGUUCACGCCACAACGGACACAUGGCUCUGGCGGGGUCAGAGCAGCUGCUCAAACGUUGCUGUUUCACAAUCCAACGAAUCAAAUGAGUCCAAAGUUUGACGUUUUAGUUGCCAUAGAAGCGGUUGGUAGGACAGAAGAGGGCCGUUACAUGACCAUGAAAGCAAGGGACUUGUCCGAGAUUUGUAAAGUCAGUCCAGUGGACGAAGUUUUCAUUCAAGCUAAAAAGUCAGGAAAAAUUGCCACAAUCGGAAUCGGUGAUGGUGGUAAUGAGAUCGGAAUGGGAAAGGUCCACCAAAUGGUCGUCGAUGGCAUUAAAAAUGGACAACACAUCGCUACUACGGUUGCCACUGAUCAUUUGAUCACCUCGGGUGUUUCCAAUUGGGGCGGAUCGGCGUUAGUGGCAGCUCUGGCCAUCUUAAGUCAGUGCCCGGUGCACUCACCGUACGUCAGACGAGGAAUUUUGCCUGAUACACCUGUUCUUACCAAAGAAGUCUUGAACACGGUGGAAAUGGAAGAAGACAUUCUGAAGUGUAUCGUUGGGCUCGGGGUAUGCGACGGUAUAUUACAAAAGAGAGAGAUGUCUGUGGAUGGUCAACCAUUUCAUCCCGUCCACAAAGAAAAAUUGCAAAGACUGUUGACUAUAGCCACUUUGCCAAUAGGGAUUACCGAGCAAGACGCGGCCAUACGAUGAAGUGUACCCUUCACUUUAUUUCUGUAUAUGUUGCAUCGCAAGAAAAGAGAGACAAACAAAUGUUGAAACUAAGCUACAAGUACAAUCUAAGCGAUUUGUAUUAUUCCAACUCGUCAAAUCGUCUCAGAGGCUUCCGUUCACUAUAACAGUAAUUUAACUGAUUUGAAAGGUAUCUUCUUACAAUAUAACUUUAGAGCAUUUUGAAAACCUUUAUUUUUACUUAUAACUAUUGAAAAGGAACCUUUGAACGCCAUUGUGAUCGUGUCAUUGUGAUUAAGCCUUUAGAGGGCGUUAAAGAGUAACACUAAUGGUUUUGUACAAGAAAAUCACUACGAGCUUUUUUUUUUAUUUGUAUAAUUUUCAUAAAUAUUCAUUAAUCAGGGCUUUUCGCAGG
Molecule: messenger RNA, 2363 nt
Organism: Pocillopora verrucosa
Lineage: Eukaryota; Metazoa; Cnidaria; Anthozoa; Scleractinia; Pocilloporidae
Product: D-glutamate cyclase, mitochondrial
Biological process (GO): glutamate metabolic process
Molecular function (GO): D-glutamate cyclase activity
Source: RefSeq, a predicted model, not a curated record